Molecule: messenger RNA, 1863 nt
Organism: Procambarus clarkii (red swamp crayfish)
Lineage: Eukaryota; Metazoa; Arthropoda; Malacostraca; Decapoda; Cambaridae
Source: RefSeq, a predicted model, not a curated record
AUGACAUCACAGCAAAGAACCCCAGGCCCAUCACCACGAGAGCUCUCCUCGGCCCAUCACCACGAGAGCUCUCCUCGGCCCAUCACCACGAGAACUCUCCUCGGCCCAUCACCACGAGAGCUCUCCUCGGCCCAUCACCACGAGAGCUCUCCUCGGCCCAUCACCACAAGAGUUCUCCUCGGCCAAUCACCACAAGAGUUCUCCUCGGCCCAUCACCACAAGAGUUCUCCUCGGCCCAUCACCACAAGAGUUCUCCUCGGCCCAUCACCACGAGAGCUCUCCUCGGCCCAUCACCACAAGAGUUCUCCUCGGCCAAUCACCACAAGAGUUCUCCUCGGCCCAUCACCACAAGAGUUCUCCUCGGCCCAUCACCACAAGAGUUCUCCUCGGCCCAUCACCACUAGAGUUCUCCUCGGCCCAUCACCACGAGAGUUCUCCUCGGCCCAUCACCACGAGAGCUCUCCUCGGCCCAUCACCACGAGAGCUCUCCUCGGCCCAUCACCACGAGAGCUCUCCUCGGCCCAUCACCACAAGAGCUCUCCUCGGCCCAUCACCACAAGAGUUCUCCUCGGCCCAUCACCACAAGAGUUCUCCUCGGCCAAUCACCACAAGAGUUCUCCUCGGCCCAUCACCACAAGAGUUCUCCUCGGCCCAUCACCACAAGAGUUCUCCUCGGCCCAUCACCACAAGAGCUCUCCUCGGCCCAUCACCACAAGAGCUCUCCUCGGCCCAUCACCACAAGAGCUCUCCUCGGCCCAUCACCACAAGAGCUCUCCUCGGCCCAUCACCACAAGAGCUCUCCUCGGCCCAUCACCACAAGAGCUCUCCUCGGCCCAUCACCACAAGAGCUCUCCUCGGCCCAUCACCACAAGAGCUCUCGUCGGCCCAUCACCACAAGAGCUCUCCUCGGCCCAUCACCACAAGAGCUCUCCUCGGCCCAUCACCACGAGAGCUCUCCUCGGCCCAUCACCACGAGAGCUCUCCUCGGCCCAUCACCACGAGAGCUCUCCUCGGCCCAUCACCACGAGAACUCUCCUCGGCCCAUCACCACAAGAGUUCUCCUCGGCCCAUCACCACAAGAGUUCUCCUCGGCCCAUCACCAGGAGAGCUCUCCUCGGCCCAUCACCACGAGAGCUCUCCUCGGCCCAUCACCAGGAGAGCUCUCCUCGGCCCAUCACCAGGAGAGCUCUCCUCGGCCCAUCACCACAAGAGUUCUCCUCGGCCCAUCACCAGGAGAGCUCUCCUCGGCCCAUCACCAGGAGAGCUCUCCUCGGCCCAUCACCAGGAGAGCUCUCCUCGGCCCAUCACCAGGAGAGCUCUCCUCGGCCCAUCACCAGGAGAGCUCUCCUCGGCCCAUCACCAGGAGAGCUCUCCUCGGCCCAUCACCACGAGAGCUCUCCUCGGCCCAUCACCAGGAGAGCUCUCCUCGGCCCAUCACCAGGAGAGCUCUCCUCGGCCCAUCACCACAAGAGUUCUCCUCGGCCCAUCACCAGGAGAGCUCUCCUCGGCCCAUCACCAGGAGAGCUCUCCUCGGCCCAUCACCAGGAGAGCUCUCCUCGGCCCAUCACCAGGAGAGCUCUCCUCGGCCCAUCACCAGGAGAGCUCUCCUCGGCCCAUCACCAGGAGAGCUCUCCUCGGCCCAUCACCACGAGAGCUCUCCUCGGCCCAUCACCAGGAGAGCUCUCCUCGGCCCAUCACCAGGAGAGCUCUCCUCGGCCCAUCACCACAAGAGCUCUCCUCGGCCCAUCACCACGAGAGCUCUCCUCGGCCCAUCACCACGAGAGCUCUCCUCGGCCCAUCACCACGAGAGCUCUCCUCGGCCCAUCACCACGAGAGCUCUCCUCGGCCCAUCACCUCACAUAG